Messenger RNA from Saccoglossus kowalevskii, 892 nucleotides. RefSeq lists its product as uncharacterized. The record is from RefSeq and is a predicted model, not a curated record. Gene Ontology annotation, cellular component: cytoplasm. Gene Ontology annotation, biological process: intracellular signal transduction; protein phosphorylation. Gene Ontology annotation, molecular function: ATP binding; protein serine/threonine kinase activity. NCBI's taxonomy places the organism in Eukaryota, Metazoa, Hemichordata, Enteropneusta, Harrimaniidae.
AUGCCAAACGCAGAUACAGCGGCGAUGACUGCGGCAUACCAAGCUAAGAAACAUACUCAGGAUGCUUUGCAUGUGGUGAAUAGUACACUGCCUCAACCCGUCAUAUCUGUACCGCACCAUGAAAUAGCAAAGUUUUCACACACUAAGAAGGUGGGUCAAUAUCUCCUUGGUAAAACACUUGGUGAAGGAAGUUUUGCUAAAGUGAAAGAAGGUCUACAUGUCAUCACUGGCGAGACGGUGGCAGUUAAAAUAAUUGACAAAAUGAAAGCACGACAAGACCCCUACAUCCGCCGAAAUAUGCGACGAGAAGGUAAAAUACUACAAAUGGUACGACAUCCAAACAUCAUCAAAUUAUUAGAAACCAUGGAAACAGAUAAUCAUUACUAUCUCAUUAUGGAGUUCUGUAGAAAUGGCAAUGUCAUGAGUAAAGUGACAACAGCAUCAAAUUGCACUGGUAUGUCUGAAGCAGAAGUGAGAAAAUAUCUACGACAACUGAUAUCAGCAGUGGAUUAUUUACAUAGAGCUGGUAUCGUGCACAGAGAUCUGAAAAUUGAGAAUCUACUACUCGAUAAUGACGACAAUAUAAGAUUAAUAGAUUUUGGUUUGAGUAAUUGCAUGAAGUGCCUCCAAAAGUCAGGUUCAGUUAAUGAUCCUGUUACAACACCACGUACACUGUUCCAUACACAAUGUGGCAGUCCCGCCUAUGCUGCACCAGAGUUAUUGUCAAGAAAAACAUACAGUACAAAGGUUGAUGUAUGGAGUGUUGGUGUAAAUAUGUUUGUAUUAUUAACUGGACGCUUACCAUUCACCGUCGAACCAUAUAAUCUGAAAAAAUUGUUCAGUAAAAUGAUUCACCGUGAUAUGAAUUCAAUUCCACCCUUCCUGUCACAGG